GGCGGUUUACACACAACUCUGCAGUUUCUAGGGCUUCAAGGAUUUUAUAGUCAAGUUUUUACAGAUUCUUUUGAACGUUUCUGGAGUGUUUUGUUUCUCAGUUUGGAGGUUUUUUCAGUGCACAGUCAGGAUGUCUUCUUUGUCAGGAAUCAGGGCUAUGAGUGGAGCUUUUUGGAUGUUUUUUCUUCUCCUCCUCCUCCUCCUCUGCACUUUUGGGAGAUGCGAGCCUCAAGAAUCCAAACCUCCGCCACCUACCGACGUCCAAACUGCCAAACCCUUUGACAGUGAUUUCAGUGAGCCGCAGGCCUUCCCUGAGGGGGAGAAGGCCAGUCUCCCCGUGUUCACCAUGGACUACGCUCGGAUCCAGGUCCCCUUUGAGUUCACGCUCUGGGUACUGCUGGCCUCCUUCUCCAAGAUCGGUUUCCACGUUUACAAUAAGAUAACCAUCUGGAUCCCGGAGUCCUGCCUCCUGAUCGCCGUGGGCCUCAUCGUCGGGGCCAUCAUGCACUCGGUGAAGGAGGAGCCCCCCGCCGUGCUCGACUCCAACGUCUUCUUCCUCUACAUGCUCCCGCCCAUCAUCCUGGAGAACGGCUACUUCAUGCCCACCAGGCCGUUCUUCGAGAACAUCGGCACGGUGGUGUGGUACGCCGUGGUGGGAACGCUGUGGAACAGCAUCGGCAUCGGCAUCUCCCUCUUCACCAUCUGCCAGUUUGAAGUGUUUGGACUCCAGGACGUCAACCUGCAGGAAAACCUGCUCUUCGCCUCCAUCAUCUCUGCCGUGGACCCCGUCGCUGCUCUCAACGUGUUCGACGACAUCGGGGCCAACGAGCAGAUGCACAUCGUGAUAUUUGGGGAGGGACUGUUCAACGAUGCCGUGACGGUGGUCCUCUACAGCAUGUUUGCCUUCGUGGCCGACAUGCCGAAGGUGGAAUCCACCGACGUGUUCCUGGGAGUGGCCCGGUUCUUCGUGGUGGGGGUCGGCGGCGUCUUGUACGGCCUCCUGUUCGGAUUCGUGGCGGCGUUCACCUCGCACUUCACCAACAAGGUCCGGGAGAUCGAGCCCCUCUUCAUCUUCAUGUACAGCUACCUGGCAUACCUGGUGGCCGAGCUGUUCGCCAUCUCCAGCGUCAUGGCGAUCAUAAUAUGUGCCAUAACCAUGAAGUACUACGUGGAGGAGAACGUAUCCCAGCGGUCCUGCACCACUAUCCGUCAUGUGGUCAAGAUGCUGGCCACCGUCUCCGAAACCCUCAUCUUCUUCUUUCUGGGCGUGGUUACCAUAACGACGGAACACGAGUGGAACUGGGCGUACGUCCUGUUCACGCUGCUGUUUGCCUUCUUCUGGAGAGUGAUGGGAAUCCUGGUGCUGACCCAGAUCAUCAACCCCUUCCGGACCAUCCAGUUCAGUUUCAAGGACCAGUUCAGUCUGGCCUACGGAGGCCUGCGAGGGGCGGUCUGCUUCGCCCUGGUCUUCACGCUCCCGGACAACAUCAACAGGAAGAACCUGUUUGUCACGGCUUCCAUCGCCAUCAUCAUCUUCACCGUGUUCAUCCAGGGCAUCAGCAUCCGGCCCAUCGUGGAUUAUAUCAACAUCAGGAAGACCAACAAAGAUCUCAAGAGCAUCAACGUGGCCAUUCACAGCAGGGUGAUGGAGCACACCAUCAGUGGGGUUGAGGACCUGUGUGGACAGUGGAGUCACUACUACUGGAAAGACAAAUUCAAAAAGUUCAACGACCGCUUUCUGAGGCGAAUCCUGCUCAGAGACAACCGAGCAGAGUCCAGCAUCGUGUCUCUGUACAAGAAGCUGGAGCUGCAGAGUGCAUUCGACUUGCUGGACACGCGGAUCGGAGACCUCAGCGCAGCGCCGUCUAUCGUUUCUCUGCAUGAUGAGAAACUGGAGGCGUCUCGACCGAAGAAGAAGUUUCUGUCUGCCGACGUGAGAAAGAUGCACAACAUCCUGUCCAACAACAUGUACAAGAUCCGACACAGGGCGAUGGCGUCCACCAGCAAACACAAGCUGCCUGACAACAGCCAGGCCAGAGAGAUUCUGAUUCGCCGCCACGCGAGCAUCAGGAGAAGCCUUCGUCCUGAAAGUUUCCGCGAUCAACCGGAGCAGAACAUCUCCAGAUCUCAGAAGUACUUCUCCCUCCAACCCGGAGGAAAUCUGGCUGCUGCUCUUCCCCUCAGACGACGGAGUCAUGCUGGUCCGGAAAUGGAUCGGUUCCAGUCCUCCGGUGUGUCUCCACGUUCCUCCUCCCGCUCCAUCGCCUCCACCAGCCGGCUGAACACCAUCAAGGAAGCGAGGAGUCCAGAGGGGCCGCCUGCUCUUGGACAUCCAUCCUCUGCACUCUGGAGACGGAGCUGGCAUCGGACACGUGAGGAGCAGGACAGCAGCGGAGAUGCUGUGGGACGGGAGGAACUGGUGGAUCCUCCGCUGCAACCACCUCCUCCAGGCUGGGCCCCGGAAAACAGGGAGCAGGAGGCGGGAGACCUGCUGCUCCGACCGUCUUCCCAGCGGUCUGGAGACUCGGCCAGGUUGUGACUGGUGGAAACAGCAACUUCGUGUUUCAGCAGAAAGGAAGAUCCUCCGGUUUGCAGGAUCUGGACUUUAAAAGUUGCAGAAGAAAGGAAUAUUUGGAGUUGGAGAAGACGACGAGCUGGAGACUCGUUCCUCUUUCCCGGAGGACUUUCAGCCGCCAAGUCGUGUGCAGGACUGUCAUUUCUUGUUCGGUCAAUCCAGAGCUUUUAUGUCAAAGAACCUUUCAGAAAAAGGUGUACAUGUUCUUGCCUCAGGGCAUCGUCCACUAUAGUCAGAAGGGAGUGAACUUCCUCCGACCACCGUGUUAAAAAGUUCAGACUUUACAGCAGAAAAAAGGCAGAAAAAAACAUAUUUACAGCUUUGUCCAAAAAGCAAACAAACAAAAGAAAGGUUUUGGUCUCCUACUUUAGAUUUCACACCAACAAUAACCGUAUGGGAGGAGAAUUUUCAUGUUCCACAUCAGGUAAUAUAUGAGGCUACACAAUGGU
Molecule: messenger RNA, 3024 nt
Organism: Cololabis saira (Pacific saury)
Lineage: Eukaryota; Metazoa; Chordata; Actinopteri; Beloniformes; Belonidae
Product: sodium/hydrogen exchanger 2-like
Exons: 13
Coding region: 131-2539 (802 amino acids)
Biological process (GO): sodium ion transport; proton transmembrane transport; regulation of pH
Cellular component (GO): membrane
Molecular function (GO): sodium:proton antiporter activity
Source: RefSeq, a predicted model, not a curated record